Messenger RNA from Galleria mellonella (greater wax moth), 2795 nucleotides. RefSeq lists its product as uncharacterized. NCBI's taxonomy places the organism in Eukaryota, Metazoa, Arthropoda, Insecta, Lepidoptera, Pyralidae. The record is from RefSeq and is a predicted model, not a curated record. The transcript has 4 exons. The coding region runs from base 246 to 1430 and encodes 394 amino acids.
GUUGAAAAUUCAUUGUCAAUCGUAGCUUCGUAAGAAACGAAACGACUUAUUAAAAUAAUCUUCGAAUUGAAACUAUUGUUGUAAUUCUUGUGUUCAAAAUACAAUUGGAACGGCAAAUGAGCUGACAUACCAUCGAAUGGAAACUGUACAAAAUUAAUACAAUCAACGAUAAAGAAAAUACGCCAUAUGCAUACAUUACUUGAUUAGUUUAAAAUAAAAUUCCUGAUAAAAACAACGCUAGCACAAUGGCGUUAGAGAAACUACACAAAGUAUUAGACGAUAUCGUUAAAAAAAAUAAUUAUAUAAAUCCUACUGUUGCUGUAAAUCCAAUUUCUACUGGCGGUGCCAAUUAUUCAUCAUCUCUGUACACAAUCAUUGUAUCCGAGUCUGGGAAAGAAGAUCUUCAACUGUUUGCUAAAGUUCUUGUUACGAAUGAAAAUUUAUCUGCCCAGUUACCUAUGAAAAUAGUCGACCUAGAACAAUUUUUUUAUGUCGAUCUAUUAAAAAAAUAUGAAAAUAUACAAAAUGCGCAUAAUUUACCUGUUGAAAAGAGACUGAUUGUACCCAAAUACUAUGGUUGUUAUCCAAAAGAACCGGUUGCGCAAACAAUAGUUCUUGAAAAUCUAACGGUGAAAGGAUUCACCACACAUGACAGAUUUAAAUCUAUAGAUUGGGACUACGCUGCAAAAGCCAUGGAAUCAUUGGCUAAGUUUCACGCCCUCUCUAUGGCAUACAGCGAAAAUAAUCCAGUAGAAUUUGAACAAGUUGUGGAAAAAAUUAAAGGUAAUGGUGAAAUGAUCGCUGGCAUCUUAAAGCGUAUGUAUCAACAGCACAUAAACACAACUUUAGCUGUAAUACCAGAGAAACAUAAAAAUAAACUACAAAAAUAUCUGGAUACUGAAGUGAAUACAGAAUUGAUGUUCAAAAAUAAAUCGUUGCAACGACCUAUUCUAUGCCACGGGGAUUAUAGACCAAGCAACUUAAUGCAUAGAGUAAAUGAGAACGGCGCUCUUGAAGUAAUACCUGUAGAUUUUCAAACAAUCCAAUAUAACUCUCCACUAUACGACCUGAUGUAUUUCAUCUUCACGGGAUCUGACGAGAAGUUCCGGCGGGAGCACUUCCAAGACCUCACCGACCAUUAUUAUCAAGAGUUGAGCAACGCACUGCGCUCUCUGAAACUUAAUCCUGAUGUCAUUUACCCAAAAACAACCUUUGAACUUGAGCUAAAAGAGUAUUUACCAUACGGCCUCGUGACUGCCAUCUAUUCCCUCCCCAUCAUAACAGUGGAGACAGAAAAUGCUCCUGUUAUACGAGAUGACGCGAGCAUUGAAGUUUACGAUAGUUUUCUACAAACCAAGACCGGACCCCUGUACCCUGAGAGGAUGAACGGCGUCAUCAACGACUUCUUCAGAUGGGGCAUCAUUGAAUAGAAGAACUUCCUUUCGAAUCGUUCCAUCAUUAUUUCUGCCUGUAUCUAUCCCCUUCUGGAUAUAGGCCUUUCCCAAAAUCUUUCAACAAGUUAUUGGUCCUUUUCCUUGGGAAGUUUAGGCCCAUAAAUCAUCACACUGUCAACAAAGUCGCUGUCGCUGUUUGUCCGUCCCUAUGUAUGCUUAUAUCGUUAAAACUACGCAACAGAUUUUGAAGCGGUUUUCUUUAAUAGAUAGAGUGAUUCAAGAGGAAGGUUUAUAUGUAUAAUACAUGCAUAAUAUUGUAGAGAAACAUUGAUAAUUUUAAAAGUUUCUAAUGUGAUGUGAUGUAAUGUGCACCCGUGCGAAGCCGGAGCGGGUCAAUAGUUAAUUAAUUAUUGUCAAUACCACUUUAUAACUGCACAUAUGUGUAAUAUGUGUAUGUAAGAAAAUACUUUUAAUAGCCUUUCUCAUCAUCUUCAUCAUCAUCAUCAUAAUAAUAAUCAUCAUCAUCAUAUCAGACCUCCCCAUAGACGUAUAAUUGUGGCGAUUUUGCCAGCAGUCGCCACGCUUGGCAGGCUGUUUAUUAAAUAGGUAAAAUUUCUUUUGCAAUUUUCUUUUCCUAUAAUCUUAUAAAGAAACUAGCAGCCCGGUACGUGCUUCGCUACGUAUAAAGUGAAAUAAUAAAAAAAAAAAACAUCAAUAUCGCUGCCAAUUUGCUUUAAUUGAAGCACGUCCAAAACGAAAUGACCGCAUGAAUUAUGUCAUUCAUUCAAAAAUUAAUGCCACUUUUCGUUGUAAUUUUAUAACUCAAGAAUGGGCUCACCUAUCCAAACCAAAUGUUGAGGCUUUCUUCGGACUAUUUAGUAGAUGGUUCAUGUGAAGUUUGCACGAAAUCGGUCGAGCGGUUCUUCAUUUAUCACAUUUUUUGUAACAAAUGAAUUCAAUAAACGGCGGAUCAUUUAGUUAAUGGGGAUUUUUUCAUACUUUUUUUAAGAUGGCGAUUGUGCUGUCAAAUUAAAACUUUUUCAGUGUUGACAGUACAAGCAUGUUGUUAUUCAUGCGGUCAUUUCAUUUUGGACGUGUUUCGAUUGAUUUUUUUUUUUUUAGUACGUUUGUUCCGUUUGGAACAGGCUAAGGUCGGAGACCAUGCUGCCUAGUCUUCAAAAAGAUAAUUUGUCUGGAAUGUGUUUCGAUUGAAGCAAAUUGUCAGCGAUAUUGAUUGUAAAUUUUUUUUUAUUAUUUCAUUUUAUACGUAGCAAAGCACGUACUGGGCCGCUAGUAUUAUAUAAUAUAUAAUAAAAAUAACGUAUGUAUAACCUAUUUUACUCGCUCGUUAUAAUGUAGUUUUCUAUAGGCGAAAAAAUUAUUAAAAUCGCUUAAGAAGUU